AUAUUGAGUUAUUGCGAGGUUUGGAGAGGGAUAGCUAGGGUGUGGAGUUAAGGUAUGCAAUUUGAUUGGUUGCGAUGUUCCACACAGGUAUUGGAUUAUACGAACUUUCCACAAACAACUCGCUUGCUCCCCCGGUAGAUGCUGGUGCACGUUCCUCUUCAAAUAUUGAGAAGAAGAUAUUUUCCAUUCAAAGUGUACAUAAUUGAGAGUAAUUAAUGUCUUAGUGAGGACCAUGCUAGUGAUGGAGGUUCCAAAUCUAGGUGAUAAUGGAUUGGCUCAGCGGGAGGAGAUUAUUGAGGAACGGAGCUCACCGUCUCGAUUCAACAACAUCAUCGGAUCCAUCGAAGAUAUCAUGGUCUCACCAGGGUUCCUAGCUUUACAAAGAAGUCUCCUGGAGAGGUUUUGCGAGCAAUUUGAUGGAAGUACCGAAGAAAAUAAUCUGAUUCACAUGGAACUGUUUCAAGAAUAUAACCAAUCAAUUGAAAGUUUCAUCAUGCAAGAAUUGGCCAAGCAAGUUGAAGAUUUUAGCUUAGAAUCCUUUGCUGAGGAAUUGAAAAGUUAUUCAGAUCCUUUAAAUGAAGAGAUACUGGAGAUGAUCUGUUCCAUCACGGACUUCGAAGCAUUCAGAGACAUGGUAUUAGAACAUAAGAAGAGCUUCCUUGUGGAUGAUCCUUUUGAUUCAGGACUGAUAAUCAACAAAAUGACCCUCAACAAUUAGAUUCCAACUCAAAUAAACGCCAAAAAAUCAAACAUGUUGCAAUGAGUCUUAUUUAUCAAAAAAAUCACAUUUGGGAUAUGA
This is a messenger RNA of Tigriopus californicus, 799 nucleotides long. Its product is annotated as ADP-ribosylation factor-like protein 2-binding protein. The record is from RefSeq and is a predicted model, not a curated record. The transcript is spliced from 3 exons. Gene Ontology annotation, biological process: maintenance of protein location in nucleus; positive regulation of tyrosine phosphorylation of STAT protein. NCBI's taxonomy places the organism in Eukaryota, Metazoa, Arthropoda, Copepoda, Harpacticoida, Harpacticidae. The coding region runs from base 233 to 718 and encodes 161 amino acids. Gene Ontology annotation, cellular component: mitochondrial intermembrane space.